AUGGCCAAGCGGGUUUUCAGUUUGACCUCUUUGUCUACAUUCAACGCGUCGGAAAUGGGGCUGGGAUUCGAAGGGCUACGGAAGCUAGAGUUGCAGCGUCGGCCGCAGCCAUUCACGAGCAGCUUGCUCGCGAAGAGGCUGCAGAAACCGGUACUGGGCGAUUCCCACGCUCAACAACCGGACGGAGCCCCCCCCCUCGUUCCUCCAUCUAGUGCUACAUUCCGCCAGCUCCAGCAUGUAGACGAAGCUCAAGCAGAAAUCGCAGCGGCCCAGGACCAGUUGCAAACGCAGCAAGGCGGGAGCGAUCAGCGCAACUUCGUUCGCGUCAUGGGCCGUUUGAACGGCGGUAUCGUGUCAUUAGAUUUGGAUAUGGCGGACUUACGCCGCGCUAUGGGGCUACCUAGCUACGAUUUGUUUCCUGCAUUUCGCCCCACCCUUGAUGAGAGUAGCCCUGCUGAAAAUAUAGAAGAUGAAGAUCAUGCAGAUGGCAUGUAG
This is a messenger RNA of Phytophthora sojae, 495 nucleotides long. RefSeq lists its product as hypothetical. NCBI's taxonomy places the organism in Eukaryota, Oomycota, Peronosporomycetes, Peronosporales, Peronosporaceae. The transcript has 3 exons. Bases 1 to 495 code for a protein of 164 amino acids. The record is from RefSeq and is a predicted model, not a curated record.